GUGGUGGUUCAUGAUAAAGUGCUGUUAAAUAUUGGAGUGUGAGAAGUGAAGCUCAGUGUGUGUGUCGUCUCAGCAGGAGAAACACAACUUUCAGCAUGCUCCUCAUCCUCUUCUUCCUCGUUUCUCAACACUCCAUGGUGACAACCAGCAGUGGUUGCCACAGUGACAGAGACAAAGACCACCGCCUUCGUGUGAGCUGUGUGAAUCAGGGUCUCACCACAGUGCCUGAUGGGAUAGAUCUUAAAACCCAGACACUUGUUCUCUCUCAGAAUGCAUUUGUCUCUCUAUCCUGGGCCACAUACACCAUCUUCACACAACUGCAUGAGUUGGACCUGAGCCAAAACCUGAUCAGCACCAUUGACCAAUCAGGUCCUGUGUUGGAGAACCUGCGUGUGUUGUGGUUGUCUAAUAACACGCUGACUGGUUUGGGCAGGGCUAUAUUUAAGUCCACCCCCUCUCUUACGGAGGUCUAUUUGGAUGGAAAUGCCAUCAGGUCCCUUGACAGUGCGACCUUCAGUAACCUACGAAUACUAGAGGUCAUUGACCUUUCACAUAACAAGCUGUACAUCCUGCCCUCCGACCUGUUGAAGUACAUUUCCUCCACCUACCUGAAGCAUUUUAACCUGCAAGGAAAUAAUAUCCAGCACCUUCCUGACAAAUUUUUUGCUUCAAAACCUGAGCUACCAUAUGUCUUCCUUUCUGAAAAUAACUGGGUUUGCACUUGCCAGGUGGGUUACCUGCAACAGUACCUGGACGAUCAGAGUCAUAACAUUUACGUACACAGUAAACCCUCCACCACCGAGAAUAAACCUGAGAGUGUGACGUGUUCUUCUCCAUCCACACUUAAAGGACGAGCUAUAAUAGACCUGACAGAGGAUGACUACUGCAAUUCAGAUACCAGCUCACAACACCCCAUCCCUCACACAACUCCACUAACGAGUGCACCAACCACAGCAGUGACUGCAAUCAUCAUCCAACCGAAGGUCAUAACAAGAGUUAUCCCAAUAAUGACACCAACAACCAUUCAACCAACUGCACCAAACACUGUUGUGUCUAGUACUACUUCUAUUCCAACUAUAACACCAACAAGCAUUGAAACAACUACACCAAUAAGCACUAUACCAACAACUACUAAAUCAAGUACUACACCAACAACUGUUCAACCAACACCAACAACCACUGAUCCAACAACACCAACAACUUCUACACCAACAACCACUGAUCCAACAACACCAGCAACUUCUACACCAACAACCACUGAUCCAACAACACCAACUUCUAUACCAACAACCACUGAUCCAACAACACCAACAACUUCUACACCAACAACCACUGAUCCAACAACACCAACAACUUCUAUACCAACAACCACUGAUCCAACAACACCAACAACUUCUACACCAACAACCACUGAAAAAACUACAACUAAACAAACAACCAUUCAACCAACUACACCAAAGCCUGCUGAGUCCAAUGCUGCUCCUAUUCCAACUACACUAACAACCAAUAACCCAACAACUAUUAACUUAGUUACCAUGGGGAGACAGCCAGCAGGAGAGAUUUUAUCAGCAUAUGGUGGUGGCCAGCGCUCAGUGCCGUGGUGCUGGUGGUUAUUUAUCACUGUUUUGCUAAUGUGUAUUUUCUCUGCCCUUUUCUCCUGCAUGCUCUUCCUCUGGCUCAUCAUCAUUUACAUCACACUUUACCGACCAAUUAAAAGGCAAGCGCACAGUGGCCAAGGAGUGAUCCUGAGGGCAUACCAAUUCACAGCAGAUGAGUCACUGACAGUGGACAGAACUGAAGAUGAGAGAGUGCUGUUUUUACCCCUGGAGAUGAUACAAGAAACUCAACCAGUGUUCCGUUCUGUGCUGUUCAUCUCAAAAGGAGAUGAGGAUGGUGAAGUGAAUGAGAGAAGAUUGGGAACGAGGAAUGAGGAUGAAGAAAUGAAAAGAGGAACUGAUGUUGUGUCUAAAAUAGACCUGCUGCCGGCAGUGACUCUGCACAGAGAGCAAGAGACGGAAACCAAAGACAGGGAGGAAGUGUUCAGGAAAACUUUAUACAGGAUGAUAAGCCAAGAGGAAGAGAUAGAAGGAUGGAAGGAGGUGGAGGAGAACUGCUGGGGGUUGACAGAGAGAGACAAAGGGAGAAAGGAGAGAGGAGCGGAGAGAGAAAAGACACGGUACAGCUUGAUCCUCAGGGAGAAGAGAGGGAGUGUGAUGGAGGACAGGAAAGGAGAGACAGAGUGGCUGGUGGGUGAGUGGGACAUGAGAGAAGGAGAAAAGGGAGUCUGGGGAUCUCUAAUUAGCAUGAAAGAAGGGUGUGGUCUUUCUGGCUCCACCUACAAUGGACAGACCUGAGCCAGUGGUAAAGACUCGAAUGAGGUCCUCACAACUGAUUCAACAAUGUGUACUGCAAUAAUAAUAAUUUUUUUAAAAAUGUUUUCUAAUUUUGUUACUUUGGUGAGAAUUACACUUUUCUGAGUUUUGCUUGUCAAGUGUUUUUAUAGAAGUAGUCACUUUUGCUUCUUUCUGAUGAGAAAUUUCAUGUAUGUCCCUAUUUAAUUCUGUAACUGUUACUUUAAAAAUGA
Molecule: messenger RNA, 2584 nt
Organism: Neoarius graeffei (lesser salmon catfish)
Lineage: Eukaryota; Metazoa; Chordata; Actinopteri; Siluriformes; Ariidae
Product: platelet glycoprotein Ib alpha chain
Exons: 3
Coding region: 96-2354 (752 amino acids)
Molecular function (GO): protein binding
Source: RefSeq, a predicted model, not a curated record